Molecule: messenger RNA, 2318 nt
Organism: Fukomys damarensis (Damara mole-rat)
Lineage: Eukaryota; Metazoa; Chordata; Mammalia; Rodentia; Bathyergidae
Gene: Spata16
Product: spermatogenesis associated 16
Exons: 13
Coding region: 440-2152 (570 amino acids)
Biological process (GO): spermatogenesis
Cellular component (GO): Golgi apparatus
Molecular function (GO): protein binding
Source: RefSeq, a predicted model, not a curated record
CUGGGUGGCCAAGGGGCCUAGGACGGUUGGAGCUCAUCCUGGGCUGAGGCCAAAGCCGGCAGGAGGACCCAGCUGCUCAGCUACUCAUGAAUUUGACAGGAUGAUUACAUUUAUGUUUCAAGAAGAAAUGUUGCCAAAGGUCUCUCCAGUAUGCUGAAGCAUUACUUAUGCCACCCUCAUGUUCCUGCCACAGAUGGGGCUACAGGUUCUAGAGUUGUAGCAGUAGAAGUUAGUACCUAUGAAGAUAUUUGAAGCCAUAGAACUGGUCACGAUUCCCUAAGGAAAAGAUAUAAUUGGAGAAAAGAAGAUACUCCCAGGCUGAACUCACAGGUGGAACAGAAGACAAAGAUCCAAACUUUUAGACAUAUAAUGAGUAGUGAGUAUUGUAAUAGGAAGAUGGGAGAGCAUGACAUCCUAGAAGGAGCUUUGGGUGAGGUCAAUGGAGUCUGGAAGCAAUAAAAAUGUGGAGAAUACAGUGAAGAGAGUCUGUCAUGAUCAGCUUGUUCCAAAGGUAAAAACAAGCAAGAAAAUGUCCACCUUAACAAACUCACCUACCAGCCUGAACGUGCCACCAGAGAUUAAGAAAAACUGUGGAGAUAAACAAGUAGAAAUCACAAUUGAAAGGAUAAAAAUGGCAAAGAACACUAAAGAAAAACAAAACAGUGAUUUAGAGAAAGUGGCCUUUAAACGGAAGGCAGAAGGUGAAGAGAAGCCAGCUGCAAAGAAGGAGGCAAAGACAAUAGAACUUGACAAUCAGCUAGUCUCCAUGCCUCUGCCUCAGAUUCCUCUAAAGAAUGUAAUGGAUGUGGAAAUGAAAUUGGUCUACAUUGAUGAAGAGGACGUAAGGUAUGAGUUUGUAGAGCCCUUCAUGGCCACUGGGAUUCAGCCAACCUGCCCAGCCGCUGAAAUAGUGGACCCUUUGAGCGGACCCAAUUUCAGCUCUCUGCCUCAGAUUGACAAAUGGCUUCAGGUAGCCUUAAAGGAUGCCAGCACUUGUUAUAGACAAAAGAAAUAUACCGUGGCAGCCGGACAGUUCAGAACAGCACUUGAGCUUUGCAGCAAAGGGGCAGCUCUAGGAAAGCCCUUUGAUGCACCUGCUGACCAUGUAGCCAGCGUGGCAAGUUUCAUUGAGACAAAACUCGUCAACUGCUACCUACGGAUGAGGAAACCUGACCUUGCCCUGAAUCACGCACACAGGAGCAUUGUUUUAAACCCAGCCUAUUUCCGAAACCAUCUUCGUCAAGCAACAGUGUUUAGAUGUCUGGAGAGAUAUUCAGAAGCUGCCCGGAGUGCCAUGAUUGCUGACUACAUGUUCUGGCUCUGUGGAGGAAGUGAACAGUGUAUAAGCAAGCUCAUCAAACUAUAUUGGCAGGCCAUGAUUGAAGAAGCCAUCACCAGAACGGAAUCUUUCUCAGUUAUGUAUACACCGUUUGCAACAAAAAUAAGAGCUGAUAAAAUAGAAAAAGUGAAAGAGGUGUUCACAAAAACUCAUCCUGCGUAUGCAGAGUAUAUCUACACAGAUCUUUGUGGACUCCACGUGUUGCCUCAGACAGCUGACUGGUUAUCUUUUCCUCCCCAACAAUAUCUUUUGACUCUUGGCUUCAAAAACAAAGAAGAUGGAAAUUUUUUAGAAAAAAUAUCAAGUAGGAAGCUACCAACAUUUACAGAUCAUAAAACUCCCUUCAGUCGGCUGACCAGAGAAGACAACGUGAGACACAUGGAGACAAUGGGGAAGCGAAUCUUGCCGAUACUGGAUUUUAUUAAAGGCACCCGAUUGAAUGGUGGUCUCUGUGCGUGCUCAGGUGUGAUGGAGAAGUUGCAGUACGCCAGCCUCCUCAGCCAGCUGCAGAGAGUAAAGGAGCAGUCCCAAGUAAUUAAUCAAGCAAUGGCAGAACUAGCAACCAUUCCCUAUCUACAGGACAUCAGUCAACAGGAGGCGGAAUUGCUGCAGUUACUAAUGGCAGAUGCUAUGGACACCCUUGAAGGAAGAAGAAGCAAUAAAGAACGUGUGUGGAAUACAAUCCAAAAGGUUGGUCAAAUUGAAAAUUUUCUAUACCAAUUAGAAGACAGUUUCCUGAAAACUAAAAAACUCAGAAAUGCUCGAAGGCAAAAAACAAAACUGAAGCGGCUUCAAAAUCUGCAGCAAAGCUAGUCACUGUGGAGUAGUACUUAUCACGUAUAUGUCCCAGACAAAGAGGCAAGGGUGGCCACCACCCCAACUGUGACCGCCUGCCAUCUAUGGAACAAGGUGAUACUACCCUUGGUUCAUCUUAAGCAAAGACAUUCUACACUUCAUUAAUCUCAACUAACGGCAAUAA